This is a messenger RNA of Scatophagus argus, 3462 nucleotides long. RefSeq names its product cyclin-dependent kinase 5 (gene cdk5). Gene Ontology annotation, molecular function: cyclin-dependent protein serine/threonine kinase activity; ATP binding. The coding region runs from base 26 to 1063 and encodes 345 amino acids. The record is from RefSeq and is a predicted model, not a curated record. Lineage: Eukaryota; Metazoa; Chordata; Actinopteri; Scatophagidae. Gene Ontology annotation, biological process: synaptic vesicle transport; neuron apoptotic process; axonogenesis. Gene Ontology annotation, cellular component: nucleus; cytoplasm. The transcript has 12 exons.
UUGCAGUUCAGCCUUUGGCCCCUAGAUGACCAACAAGAGAAGCUUUGCUGCAGAUCGACCCGGAGCAGCAAGUGUAGAUAGCUUGAAGCUAACGCUAGCUAUCAUAACAUUUUCAACCCUCAAUUGUAGCUUUAAUAAGUCAUUGGUUUGCUGGCUUGUUCAAGGCUGGCUUCACUGGCCAGACAUGCAGAAAUAUGAAAAGCUUGAAAAAAUCGGAGAGGGUACGUAUGGGACCGUUUUCAAGGCGAAAAACAGAGAAACCCACGAAAUUGUUGCUUUGAAAAGGGUCAGGUUGGACGACGACGAUGAGGGGGUGCCCAGUUCUGCCCUGAGAGAAAUCUGUCUUUUGAAGGAACUAAAGCAUAAAAACAUUGUCAGACUGCAUGAUGUUUUGCACAGUGACAAGAAGUUAACCUUGGUUUUUGAAUAUUGUGAUCAGGAUUUGAAGAAGUAUUUUGACAGCUGCAAUGGGGAUCUGGAUCCUGAAACUGUGAAGUCAUUCAUGUACCAGCUGUUGAAAGGUCUCGCUUUCUGUCACAGUCGAAAUGUUCUUCACAGAGAUCUGAAGCCGCAAAAUCUCCUCAUAAACAGAAAUGGGGAGUUGAAGUUGGCUGACUUUGGGUUGGCUAGAGCCUUUGGCAUUCCUGUGAGGUGUUACUCAGCUGAGGUGGUGACAUUGUGGUACCGGCCUCCAGAUGUGUUGUUUGGUGCUAAACUUUAUUCUACCUCAAUUGACAUGUGGUCGGCUGGAUGCAUAUUUGCAGAGCUGGCUAAUGCUGGAAGGCCUUUAUUCCCUGGGAACGAUGUGGACGACCAGUUGAAAAGAAUCUUCAGAUUAUUGGGUACACCAACUGAAGAACAGUGGCAGACAAUGACGAAACUGCCUGAUUACAAGCCAUAUCCCAUGUAUCCAGCCACCACCUCACUGGUAAAUGUGGUCCCCAAACUAAGUAGCACAGGACGGGAUCUACUCCAGAACCUGUUGAAAUGUAAUCCUGUCCAGAGGAUCUCUGCAGAGGAGGCCUUGCAGCACCCUUACUUUGCCGAUUUCUGCCCACCCUAGAUGCUAAAUUGCCUCUUGCUGAACCUCAGCCGCCAGAAUCAAUCAUCCUUCACUCUGUCGGGUCAUUAGGACCGGUCCCAAUCAGGCAGAUCCCUCAGCGGUUUUCAAACACUCCCCUGCUUUAAUUCUGCUGUGCCUCUACGUGGAACAAAGUCCGAGUGGCUCUGCAAGGUUUUAGGUUCUUUUAGGCUGCAAGCCUGUUUAAUUUCGUACUUAUACGCCUCCCAGUUAAUUAGCACUAAUCUGGGAGGGUGUGUGGCAUUGACUAAAUUUUGUACCUUUCAAAACGAUUGUAAACAAGAAGCCCCUCAGAAUUAAUAGACAGGAAUUGACAGCAACAUUCUAAUAUUAUGGUUUAUAUUGCUAUUGAAAUGUGUUUUGCCUAUUUCCUUCCAUUACUCAAAGUUAUAACGUCUUCGGAGACGGUAGCCCAAUUGAUUCAGGAGUAUUGACUACCAUAUUGCUAUUUAAGAGUUAAUGAAAUGAGAUAAUGAAGCCAAUAAACUUUUUUUUUUCCCUUAAAUUUGGUUAUUAAAGGAUUAUGAUUGAGACAUAUUUGGACAAACUAUGUGAUGGUGACACUAUUUUAGAUUCUGUUGUGUUUGCCGUUACUUAUUAGCCACAGUAUACACAGGUACUGAUACAUCUGUGAGAAGUUAACAUCCAUGGAUAAAUUGGCUGUGGUGAUGCUACAGCGUCACUUAGGGGAACACCAAGCGAGUAAAGGCUCUUUUUGGGAUUUUAUGUUAUUUUCUACAACAUUUUAUUUUACAAGUCUGUAAUUUAAUAGUAUACAUAUAAAUAAAACUACUGUAUGUCAUUUGGUACUAAUUUAUAUCUUUGAAAGAACCCCCCCCCAGUUAAAUCUGAGUAAAUGUUGAUAAAUUAUUCCCUUAUUAUUGGAAACUUUAUUUUCACUAUAUUUACAUUAUUAUACAUUUUUUUGUGUGUUUGUAAAUAUAUUUCAGAUUUUUGGCCGAUUCAGUUGAUCAUUUGCACUCACUAAGAGACUCGAGGUUACAUGAGCCUUUAAUUAGAAAUGAUUAGUGUACCAGUUGAACACUGCCCAUGUUUUCCCUGUAAUCAGUACCCAAUCACAUACUUCUGUCCUGGAAACUUCCCAGGAAAUCGUUAAGCAAUUACAGACUUGUGAAUUAAAAAUUACCCUGUUUUUUUUUUUUUUGGACUUGUACUAAUAAUGUUUCAUGUACCAGCAAUACAGCGCUAUGUCCCACUGUCUAUGACAAGAUUGUAUAAUAGCAUGGGAAGCUAAUUUAUAAUUUCCCCAGAGUUUUGCUCCCCCUUUUGUAUUUGUCUUUUGUGCACUUUGUAACUGACAGUUUUAUUUGAAAUAUUUAGUUAUCGAUAUUAUUAAAUAUAUUGAACUCAGCCAGGAUUAUAACCGGUAUAAAUGUAUCUAUACACACACACACACACACACACACACUCAUGACUAGUGGACCAUUAGCAACACUUUUUUUUUUAAAGCUUUAUCAUUAUUGUACUAAUGUCUUUUAGUUUUUUUUGUUUUUUUUAAUGCUUUUGUAAUAGUUAAAUUCAAAAUGAAAAAAAAAAAAUCCACUGAUAAUCUGAAUUUUUCGAUUGUUUUGCACCAUUAGCUGUUUCCAUUUUGGUUACUUAUAUUAACAUGGUUAACGGCUCACAGUGUUAUUAUACUAGAGAUUGUUACAGUGCUUCUCAUCCUGUAAAAGCCUACAUAAUGACUUGUUAGAAAUAGCCUUGCCAAUAGGGACAGGAUUUUUCUUUGUGCUGAUGUAAGACAAUAAUGGAUGCAUGUAUUUAUUAAUGAUGGUAUGUCUGUCUUUUUUUUUUUUUUUUUGCAUUAAUUUGGUACCGAAACACUCCUUUUGAAUGAUUUAAUGAUACUUGGAUCUGAAACGUUUAGGAGGCUCUUUAUAGGAGUUAGUAUGUUUGAAGGUUGUGUGUGUGGAUUAAGUUAUAAUGAAAAAGAAACACAAAAGCUUUUGCUCUCAGUAUUUCAUUAUCUCGCGAUGACAGGACAUUUAAGACCAACUGCAGUAGAGUUAACUUUAUGCUGCUUCAACUUCAAUUUUGAAUGAAGAGUGGAUUUUGCAUUUUGCUAGUAUAUUUGCUUUUUACUGGUAGACCUUGGGACAGAUGCCACCAAUUCUUUGUGUAUAUUUCUGCCAAUAAGACAUAAAUACAUGUCUGCUUUUGAGAAUGUAAGUUCAUUCUCGACCUUGGAAGCAGAAGUUGACAAAACUGUCUCACCACGAGGUCCAUUUAGUAGCUGUUGUGGACUCUUUGAUCAUAUCACAGUUUAUCACAUAUCAUCUUUCUCGUCAGAUGAAGCCUGUUCAAAGUUUCUUGUUCAUGAUGUCUUAAAAAUUUACAUUAAAAGUUCACUUUCAACAAAA